This is a messenger RNA of Zea mays, 1681 nucleotides long. RefSeq lists its product as uncharacterized. Gene Ontology annotation, cellular component: cytoplasm. Bases 138 to 857 code for a protein of 239 amino acids. The transcript is spliced from 9 exons. NCBI's taxonomy places the organism in Eukaryota, Viridiplantae, Streptophyta, Magnoliopsida, Poales, Poaceae. Gene Ontology annotation, molecular function: cysteine-type deubiquitinase activity. The record is from RefSeq and is a predicted model, not a curated record. Gene Ontology annotation, biological process: protein deubiquitination; ubiquitin-dependent protein catabolic process.
CUCAGCCUGCGUUCGCGCCUUUUCCAUUUUCACCCCCCGAUUCCGAUCGCUUUUCACCGCCGCCUCUGUUCCUUCGCUAGUCGACAGGCCCCGCUUCCGCUCUCCUCUUCCACCGGCCACCGCCGCGCGCCGAGAAGAUGGGGAAGCGGUGGAUCCCACUGGAGGCCAACCCGGACGUCAUGAACCAGUUCAUAUGGGGUCUGGGAGUCUCCGAGAGGGCUGUGCAGUUCUGCGACGUCUACGGCCUGGACGACGAGCUGAUCGCCUUGGUGCCCCAUCCCGUUCUCGCAGUCCUCUUCCUCUACCCGUUCACCUCCCUGCGGGGAUUGAUGGAUUCGUCGUCUGAUCAGGACGAGGAGAAUAAAGAAGAAUCAAGUGUUUCUGCCAAAUCGACCGCAGGGGGCAAGGAUUUGAGCAAGAAGGUAUACUUUACAAAGCAGACUAUUGGCAAUGCUUGUGGAACAAUUGGUGUUAUUCAUGCAAUAGGAAAUGCAACAUCUCAAAUCAAGCUAGUUGAGGGUUCCUAUUUUGGAAAGUUCUAUAAGCAAACAGCUGAUAUGGAUCCAGUCCAGCGUGCUGCCUUCCUUGAGGAAGAUGAUGAGAUGGAGGAUGCACAUUCUAUUGCUGCAUCUGCUGGUGACACUAAUAUUAAUCUUGAUGUUAAUGUACACUUUGUAUGUUUCUCUUGUGUUGACGGUGAACUUUACGAGCUUGAUGGACUAAAAUCACAACCCACACCCCAUGGCCCAUCAUCACCUGAAACCUUGUUGCAGGAUGCUGCAGAAGUCAUCAAAGCUAGAAUUGCGGAGAACCCUAACUCGAUGAACUUCAAUGUCAUGGCCCUUUCAAAGAAGUGAAGUAUACUGUGAUGGGUGGAUUUCAUUUGGCAGAAUACGGGUCCCUUUUCUUUUCAGUUCUGCUGAGUACUGCACCGAGUGGAAGGUUUGCACAGGGAAACAAAGAUAGGGAAAAAUGUUGACUCGAUGUAUUAUCGUGCCUUCUUGAUGGAUAGAGAAAUGGUGGUUCACGAUUUCACCUUUUUCCUGCUUACUUAUAGCAUCUCCAAGAGACUAGCUAAAUAGUUUGUCAAGCUAAAUUUUAGCUACUUAAUAACAUAAUAACUCUCCAACAGAGUAGCUAUUUAACUCGCUAAGCUAUCUGGCUCUCUAAAUUAACUCCCUCACUAGUCAAAUUUGGCUAGCAACUCUCGCUAGCCAAGCUAAAUUGUAUUUUGGAAAGUCUGUUGGAAUGAGAUGUUAUAUAUAUAGUUUAAUAUUUAUGGAGAGACAAAUAAAGAGUUAAAUAGAAAGUCAAAAAUAAAGAGUCUCUUGGAGAUGUUCUUAGGCUAUUCACCAUGCUAAGUUUCAUGAUGGUUUCAUGCACAUUUAAUAAUGUGUUAUAUCAUCAUUUUAGACGACAUGGCAUAGUAUUUAAGAUAAAUAAGUUUCAUAGAUAAAAUUAGUUUUAUAGGGAUGAAAUCAUGUCAACUCGUUUAAAGGUAUUGAAAAUCGUGUGUAAUCUCCAUUGAGAUUGAUUUGUUUUAUCUUUACAUAUUUUACUUUUUCUAUUGAUUAUUUAGUUGCAGCAUUUAAUUGGUAUGUUGGUCUAUGAAAUAGUGAAAUGAAAUUUUGUAUUGAGAGACAUUGUUUCAUUCUUAAUUUCAUGACACUACACUCCUUGA